Messenger RNA from Thermothielavioides terrestris NRRL 8126, 669 nucleotides. RefSeq lists its product as uncharacterized. NCBI's taxonomy places the organism in Eukaryota, Fungi, Ascomycota, Sordariomycetes, Sordariales, Chaetomiaceae. The transcript has 2 exons. The coding region runs from base 1 to 669 and encodes 222 amino acids. The record is from RefSeq and is a predicted model, not a curated record.
AUGACGUGCCGGACGCACGAGGGCCCUCGUUCGCAGCAGGAGACGCUGGCGCUGCUGCUCAAGGGCUUCUCGCCCAACUACCGCGGCGACCCGAACCUGGCGCGCAACCAGUCGGCCAUGAUCCCGGACGACGCCAACUGCAGCCUCUUCCUGGUCGGCCUGGCGCCGGACCUGACGACCCACGAGCUGCUGUCGGGCAUCCGCGGCGUCGGGCGCGUCUUCGCGACACACAUCAACCCGCCGGCGCCGGAAAGGGGGCAUGCGUUCAGCGCUGCGAAGGUCGUGUUUUUCGAGCGCCGCGGGGCUGAGCGCUUCUACAACAAGUUCGCGGCCACGGGCUACAGCACGCCGCGCAGCCCGCACCUGCGCGCGCGCGUGUCGUGGAACCGCAUCCGGUCGGCCGAGGUCGACACGGGCGGGACCCGCUCGCGGGUGCUGCUGGUCAGCGGGCCGCCCGCCGUCGUCAACGAGGCAUUUUUGUGCCGCUACCUCGACACCAAGCUGGUGUACCAGCUCGACGAGGUGAUCUGGCGCGGCAUGAGCAAGGACGGCGGGCGUGUGCUGCUCGAGGUCCGCUUCGGCAGUUUCCGCUGCCAGGCCGAGGCUGCGCGCAUGGCGCUCAUGAGGGAGUUUAGAGAGAUCGGGGUCGUGUGCGAGUAUGGUAAGUGA